Molecule: messenger RNA, 8126 nt
Organism: Metopolophium dirhodum (rose-grain aphid)
Lineage: Eukaryota; Metazoa; Arthropoda; Insecta; Hemiptera; Aphididae
Exons: 6
Coding region: 391-1650 (419 amino acids)
Source: RefSeq, a predicted model, not a curated record
GAGAUUCCGUCCGGAGCCGAAGUCACCCGAUCAGCGACCCAGGGCGCCGACGGAGGGGCAUAAUCAAUGAAACAGACUUUGUACCGAUCUCUCGCGGUAUACCCGGAACUUUUCACCUCCGUCAGAUACGUCCGAAUAGCACACGACCAGUAACCGUCCCUCGAAAUACUACGCGCACGGUGUGUUGGCGUACGAUAACGUGCGAGUGUACGAUUCGGGUACAUUAUUAUUAUAUUAUCUCCAUUUUUUUUCCCUCGUCGUUCGAUCAUAUAAUAUCAUAUUACCUAUAUUAUUAUAUUGUGCGUUGUGUGAUCCGCAUCACUGUUAUGGUGUUUACGCGACACAGACCACGUUCCAGAGGACCAAAAAUUACAGUUGUUGACAAGAAAAAUGAACAGCACGCAAACGGCGCUUGAACACACCGAAAUACCCAACGAGGCGGAUUGGGCUCUGCAGGGAGACAUUCCGGACAGCAUCAAUGCUACUGGACUUCUAGCCGAAGACUUGGAAGAAUAUGGAGGUCUGACUGAAAUACAAACAUUGAUUUUAGCAUGCGUAGCCACAGUCAUACCCCUAUUCUUAGGGCUUCUACUCGUUCUCGGCGUGAGGAUGGUGUGGAAAAAAUACAAAAAUCACAAUACCAACAGCGGCUAUGACAACGACGGACUGCGCCGCGAAGACAGUUGCGAUGCGGUCAAGAGUUCGAGCUUCAUGCAGAGCGCCGAGGAGCUGAAGACCAGCGAAUCGCAGUAUUCCGUUCUGAUGCCUGACGAUGCGGCGUCGGCGGCGGUGUGUUGCUAUGCUGCGGCGAACGGUGCUUCCGCGCCGCUGCCACCGCUGUUGUACAAUAGUCCACCCAACAAUCGUUUUGGAGACACGAACAAAACGAACCUGAACGGGAGCAUUAUCACGUUGACGAUGAAAAACAACCAUCUGAUCGUGGAGACCGAGGAAAGAGUGCCGGGCGUUUGUAUGGCAUCGGCUAGUGAAGUGGCGGCGGCGGCCGCCGCUGCCGCUGCCGCCGAAGCAGCCGCCAAAUCGAUGGACUACGAGUACGACGACGACGAGUUCGACAUGGAGGCCGAAAUGUUGCGUCGCGAAUUCCGGGAGGCGUCCCUGUUGGCCAACGGCGACGGCGGCUCGGUGUGCGGCCCAGCCGCUGUCAAUCCGGCCGUGCUCGAACCCAGCAGCCAGACCCAGGUGGACCUGACGGUGGACCGCCGGCCGACCGCAUCCGCGGCCGUCCAACCACCACCGCACCAGCUGCAGCCGGCGGCCGCCGACCACUCGAGCGGCGGCUCGUCGUCGGUCGACUCGCGCGUGGCUGAAAUGGCGUACGCUUAUGGCAACCAGUCCGAGUACACGGCCGAAGACGUUCCGAGCAAACACUGCGGUAAGGCCUUCGCUGUCGUCAAGUCAGCGGCGGUGGCGUCUUCGGCGACCGCGGUUACCGUCAACAACAACAGCAACAACAACAACGACGACGAGUACCUGGUCGAACAACGUUUGUUAGGGAACGGCGCAGACGGCGGCGGUGGCUGCACUGGUAACGGUAACUCACCCGAAUCGCCACCGCCGAAUACCGAUAAUUGCUCACCGGAAGAUUGCGGCUUGGCGCCCGCCGCCGCCACUGCCACCGUCUCCCAGUAACGACAACGACACUUAUUAUAGUGCGUUUGUGUGUGUAUACGUUAGUGUGUAUAUGAUUAUGUAUGUGAUUGUGUGUGAGUGUGUGUGUGUGUAUGACUUUAGAUUUACGUUUGAGUAUAUUUUUAUUUUCUUCUAACACCACUGUCGACCUAAGCAGCUUACGACUAUUUUCUUACGAUUUUUGGAACGACAAAGGUAACUUCAAAUGACAUGCAAUGGAGAAAUCGCGCGUUCAAAAUCAAACGAAAAAAUCGAUUGAAAUUAUCAAUGUCUAAAAACCCAAAUGAUCCUAAUGACGUAUUAUUUAUUCUUCAUCAUACAAAGCAAAACAAAUUGAAUUUUAUUUUCUUAUCCAAACCAACCGACGGAGUAUUGUGUUCAAUGUCGAGUCUGUUAAUAUAUAACAAAAGUAUUCUGCUAAUGUUGUUUUUGGUCUUCUUGUGUGAUUGGUAUUUUUUUAAACCAUUACCUCGAGACUAUUAAUAAUUGUAGUCUAACGAUAUGAUAAUAGACAUUUUCCAAAACCUGCAGUGGUCAAUCUCGACACUGCAGGUCAGCCUCUUACCCGUAACGGACCAUAAUAUUGAUUAUUUCGACAUUUUACGCGCCGACUGGGUUAACACGUUAACGGUCCGACUGCAAUACAUAAUGAUCUUUGACGAGCAAUUCACAUUGAAAACGGGAUCUGAAAAAUUCUGAAAUGUUGCGUAUUAACCGUUAUCUGGGUGCUGUCGUUUCACUCGCGGCAACGUGCAGAACUAGAGAGAUAAUAAUAUUAUGGACAUGUGCGGGGAGGGGGUGUAUUACGUAUCAUAUUUACGCCAACCCUGUCGAUAUAAUAUGAGAUCGUAUAUUAUUGUUAUUAUUAUUAUUAUUUCUCCGUGCAAUAAUUUUAAAACCCUAACCGAUUUGUAGUGAAAACAAAACUGACGCGGUAAAAUAAUAAAAACCGAAAAUUGCUUUACCGCGUUAUGAUGGGCCGACGUUAUGACAUGUGCACUCAAUAUUUAUAAUAUUACAAAUACCUAUCAAUGCAAAUAUAAUAUAAUAACAUACUAUCAUCGUAUAUAAUAUAAACAUCUAUACACUCGUGUGCCGGGCGAUCCCUGAAAAACGUUGUUUGUGUUAUUCAACAACAAUCAUAAUCGGCCCGUUAUAAUAAUAUCAUGGGCUGUGCGACGAUAGUAAAUAGAUUGUAAAUUAAACGCUAAAUAAAAUGCAAGUGCAUAAAUUAUUACAUAUUAUAUGGUAUUAUGUGAGAGUGUAUUACUGUCAAUAUUUUUGGCCAAAGUGUAGGUACCUACCCUAUGUAAAUCGAUUAUAAUACAAACAAUAUACAUAUAUAUUUGUGCGUGGGUGUGUAUGAGAGAGAGAGAGAGAGAGAGAGUGUUUACCACGAACCCGUGGCGUACAAAAUUAACAUUUUACGAUUAGGUAAAAAUUAUUACCACGAUUUCCCGACGUCGAGGGUUUGUUAUUUCCGAAAUUAUUAUAUUAAUAUGAAACAGUAUCUCGAAAGUUCUGAAGUUUAUCGGUCGAUAUUUAUUUUGGUAACGGAAAAUACACAAAUAUCAAUACGAAUUAUAUGGAAAUGUUUUGCGUCGCAUAAUCAAUUUCACGAUUUAAUAUUUUCACUUCAUAAUACAUAUAAUAUGCGACGUAAAUCGAAGAUCGAGAACUGCAACAGUCUGGCCGCCGUGUAACUACAGUUAAACAUUAUGAUAUUACAGUGAUGGCGGAAUAUUAAUAUAAUACUUACUGUUGUUUGAUAUUAAAAUAAUGUGUCAAACGCACGUGGGAACAGACCGCCCGGCGUCAGUAGGAACUGUUCUGGGGAAAAAGUUAACUAGAAAGUCAUUUAUUGAAAUCAAAACUUUGUUACUGAAAGACAAACGUCAUAAGUUUGUUGUGUUUAUUUUAGAUGUAGGAUAGUACACCAUAUAAACGAACAGUGUAGGUGGUACUUCCUUACUUACACUUCCUAACACUUACUUCCUUCCGAUUAUUUAUUCCCGACGCUUUUUUCAUUAUGAUUAUUAUGAUUAUUUUAUAGUUUCCGUCGUUUUACUUUUGUGACGUGCCUGCGUUCCGUAAAAGCAAUUUAAGUCAGACGUACAUAAUAUUACGUUGAUCGUGAAAUUCGUCGAGAGUUGUUCUUGGCGGAUUACAAAUACCUCCGAGUACGCGUGUACAUAUAACUUGUGUAAAUAAAUCUAAAUACGUCCAAAUACUCAAUCGUAUAGUAUAAUAUUUAAUGUUUAUCGCAAAACUUAAUCUAGUCAGUUGUAUUAUAUUAUGUACAAUUAUAAAAUGUAUAAAUGUCUAUGUCGAGCGUUCUAGUUCCUAUAAUAUAACGUAAAAUGUAUAACUAAUAAUAUUAUGAUGAUUUCAAACUAAUUAUGUUUUUACACCUCAAUAGGUUAGUUAGUCCAGUGGCUGUUUAUUUAUUGAUAAUACUUUACUAAUUGUAUCUGUAUAAUAUAUAUAUUAGCACUCGGCCAGAAAUGCGCGUAUCGAGCUUGUGAGUUUGUGAUUUAAGACUCGUUUCGAUCUAAAAACAAUUGUAUUCAAACAACGCAGUGACCUAAUGAUAAUUAAAACCGACUCUGGUCAAGGUAUAUACCUACCAAUAAUAUAUUAUAAUAUUACGACAUUGUACCUAAUAAUUUAAACAACACUACAAUACGUUACGGACAAAAUAUGAAAUCGGAUGAAGUACACAGUGAACCAGGUUAGGCUUGGACCCAAUUACAAUGGUAUAAAAGUAGGGAAAUGUAUGCAUUGUCGGGAUAUUGUACAUGACAGGGAAAUAUCGUUGGGCGAUGUGUGUCAUCAAUUACCAAUGGUUAGUAUAGGAUUUAUUAUCGUUUUGUUUGUCGUCUUAUGGCCAAAGUCAUGUACGUAAUAUUACUAUGGUGUAAAGAGCGCAAAUACUCUUGUAAGACCAAUGUUCAAACUUGACGAGGAUACAAAUUACUCAUCUAUUAUCAUAUUAUAUAAUCUACAUGAAUAUUGUGCCAAUUAUUUGAUGGUUGUAUUUAUCAAAAAUUUACUCGACUGGAUAAACUUAAUGACCUUUAGACAAAUACUUAAGGAAAAACUAACGAAAAAUGAAAAAAAAAAAACACAGUAAAAUCCUGAUUUUGUCCAAUUCAAGUUUUUUCAUUUAUUCGUAAUUCCAAAAUUAACGAUGAUUAAAUUUCUUUAAAUAUGCACAGAAUACGUAAUUUAGCUAACCUUUGGAUUUUUUAAGAUCUAAACAUAUUUAAUAUAAUGUUAAAAUUACGUCAUUCUAUGUUAAAUAAUCUCAAUAAUUUGUAUUGUAUUAGCUCAAAAUGUCUAAUUUAUAUUUUGUCCAAAUUUUAUAUUUAUUUCUCAACUUAUUGAAAUACAAUAUUUAAAUCUAUAAUAAAUAAAUGAUUUUAUCUAUCAAAUUAUCUAGAUAGAAAUUAGAUAUUUUUAUUUUCAUUAUCUAUUUGAAAAUCAAUGCAUACCUUCAUAUGUACCUAGAUAAAUGUAUAACGUACAAUAAUAUUAUUAUAUGUAUCUGAUCUAGAUGUCAUUUUUGUGAUUUAUUCUCAACACUGUAAGUAAGACUCAUUUCGUAUAUAAAUUAAUAGAGUGAUAUAAUGUGUAUCGUAUUCGGCACAUCAUCGAUCACCGGGUUUUCGGCUAAAGCAUCGUAUUAUUAUUACGUUGGCCUAUCAUUAUUUAUUAUAUUCCACGUCAUAAUUUAUGCUCGGAAACAAUGCCAUAAUAUGGGAAAUAUUGCAAUUCACGUUGGCAAAAACCUUCGGGCUUUGUAUAUUAUUUUUCUAUUUCCUAGUUUGUCCGUAACGUUUAUAUUAUAAUAUAGGACCCACGUCUUGCACAUACGUCGCACAGGGUGCGCCCACUCCGCGCAAACUACUUUGAAAUAAUACUAUGUGUGUAUACUAUAUCUUAUUAUCUCGAUCGGCAUAUGUGUCCCUUAUUUCCCACCCCCAACCGACACCGUCGACCCAACACUUCUCGAUCAGUCUCCGUGUUUUUUUUUUACACCCACAUCAAUCCAUCGGCAACCCCGCCGGACGAGCAGCGCAACAGCGACCCGGCGAGUCCUACACUCCACGGGACUGCGCUUUUUAGGAUACGAUACGUCAACUUGAUUCUAUCCUAUCGUCGUCUACACUACCAUGGUGGUAGGUACCUACGAUACCGAUCGAUAUUAUAAUUUCUCCUGUACAAUAAUAUUAUGUGGCACGUGGGUACACAGAGCGCGUUAUGAAUAGCAAACGUUUUCUUCUCCGACGUUUAUUAUUUUUAUACGCUUUUCGGGAACUCGUCGACUAGCCGAAAAUGGACGAAUAAAAAAGACGAGUUUUUUGCAAAGGAGCGGGCGAACAUUAUAAAGCGUAAAGUGUCCGGCCAAUAGCGCAACCCUGUCAGCUGACGUAUAGCCACGCGAUCCGACCAUAUAAAUGGGCCCGUCGCCCAUCCGAUUGAAGCGUUUCCCAUCGAUCGGAUGUACUAGCAAAAUCACAUUAUUAAUACGAAUUUCAUUCUUUUUUUUUUUGUUUUAAACUCAACACGAGCGAUCGAGUUUCGAAAAUACUGACAGCGCGCUUGUGUGUGUUUGUGUGUGCCCGAUCGUAUUCAUAUAAGACUACAUAUUUUAUAAUAUAAUAUAAUAUUAAAUAAUAUUAUUUUUCUUUUAAAAAAAAAAAAAAAACAUUAUUAUACAAAAUACACUGGCAUAUCACAACCUAUCGUUUUUGAGACAUCUCCGCCCACUCACCUGAUAAUGAACGAUUAUUAUGAAUUCCAUCAUCGUUAAAUAGAAUUUAUAAUAAUAAUAUUGGCCACAUCAACUCGAUUUACUAUUCAAAACUAGAGUAUACAUGACAUUUUUAUGAAUAAAAUAUUAUUACUUUUAUAUAUUGUGUAGCAUAAAUUAGUAUCGUUUAUAAGUCGCAUGUUAUAUUAUAAUAUACAUAAUAUAAUAUAAUGUGAAUAUAAUAGUACCUAACUUGUCGUGUAACCAAAUUUAAUUUUGUUCUUACGAUUUGUGAACUUUUUUUAUGAUAUUUUUUAUGUAUAUUGUUUUUUUAGAAUUUUACGAAUAUAAAUGAAAUACAUUUUUACUAUAUAUUAUAUUAUAACAGAUAUUCUUGAAUCGUGAAUAUCUGAUACAACAAAGUGUAUGUAGAUGUUCCCUAUUUACUGUUCUGAAACCUGCUAAACCCUGCAUAAGCGUGUAAUUUAUGAUGAGUACAAUUUGUAUUGUUUUCGUAAUUUUUUUUUGUACUUUUCAUUCUUCCAAAAAUUUUAAUUUGGAUUUAUCUUGAUUUAUGUAAAACCAUAGUGCUAAUUGAGAAUAAUGUUGUAAUACUAUUGUCUAUUUCUACAAGUGUUUUUGUAUUAUUUUCGUUACUGAAAUUCAUUUUGUAAUUAAUGUUCGGUGACGUCCCGAUUUUGAGUUUAUAUAUUUUUACCGUCCAAUAUUAGUUAAGUUUGUUAUUUACCAAUGUAUCAGUGAAAUGGAUCGUUGUGAACUGUUCAGAUCCCACCUCGAAAUGGUGUGAUCUCAAAAAGUCGCAUGAAAAUUUCGAUUUAUUGUUAUUAUUAUUAUUUAUUUUUUCUGAACUGUACUCAAAAUUAUAUUAAAUUUCAUCUCAGUCGCGUUGUUGUCGUCCGUCUAAGUGUAUCCGUCCAGUUGUUUAUGUUACUGAAGCAUGACUGUUUGAUAACAUAUUUUCGCCCGAUAUUAAUAUUACGUAUCGCUGAAAAUAUACAGAAUACUCUUAUUGGCAUUCACGUGGCCCUUGCUUUGUAUUAUAAUAAUAUUAUACAUAGGUUGUUGGUUUUUUUUUCUUUAGAUCUAUGUAUUUCAAUAAACAGAAAACUUGUGUAAAAGUAUGUACAUGGAAUAUUAAUUAUAAUAUAAUUUAUCUGAUUAUGAAUUAUAUACGUUUAUUGUGCAGUGACACACAUACGAUUUACGACUUAAAUCGAUGGUUAAUUAUUCUAUACAACAAGUUGUAUAUAGUAUUUAAAUUAAUGUGACAUUCAUUUACACCAAGUUAAAAUAUUAUUGUUUUUUUUUUAAAUAGUUUUUCAUAUUUUAGUUAGGUUACAUAAGAAUGUAAAAUGUAUAAAAAAACUCGAAUUCCACCAAAGUACAAAAAUAGAUUGUUAUAAACGAAGAUCAAUUAUACGAUAUAAAAUGCUUUUACAAUAAUUGUCUACUACCUACAACUAUACUUAAUUUUUAUAUCGUUAUGUUAUAUGUUUUUCAAUUAUUUUUUUGUUCAUCAAUCAUUUUUUUAAACUUUGGAUUUUUACUAUACCUAGAGAGCUAGGUACAAUCAAUAAAGAUAGUUUCAAUUUUCAUGGCACAAACUAAAAAGUUCAAACUACAUACAGUUAUACAAACAUUAUAAACUACGGAAGUACAUUUUUUUAGCACCUAAAUUAUAUUUUAAUAUUUAUUAAUA